Molecule: messenger RNA, 2072 nt
Organism: Maylandia zebra (zebra mbuna)
Lineage: Eukaryota; Metazoa; Chordata; Actinopteri; Cichliformes; Cichlidae
Cellular component (GO): plasma membrane
Molecular function (GO): transmembrane signaling receptor activity
Source: RefSeq, a predicted model, not a curated record
UUGUAAGACGAGCAAUAUGAAGACAGUAUGUGGCACUGUGGUCUGUUUCAUCUUUCUCGCACUGCACGAUGGAAACACUGGUCAAGUCAAAAGAGGAAGUCCCACCUAUAGAAGAAGGGAAGGAGAAAACAUCAGAGUUGAAUGCAAAUUUUCUUACUCUGGAACCAAGAAGUUCUUCUGUAAGGGAAAAUGUGAAAAAAGAAAUAUCCUAAUUGAAACAACAAAGAACGCAGCUAAAAAUGACAGAUACAGCAUUCAGUAUGUAGAAAAAAGUGUUCUGUCAUCUGAUAUUCUGUAUGUGAGCAUCGGUCAGCUGAAAAAGUCGGACACAGGACCAUACAUGUGUUUGAGUAAAACCUGGCUUGGUGAUCUGAGCCAUGAGUUUUACAUUCUUGUCACAGAAGGCUCAACAACAAAAACAGAAACAGCAACAACAACAACAUCAACAACAAAAACAACAAAAGCAAUACCAACAACAGAGACUUCAGUCUUCAGUUCAGAAAGUGCUGGAGUUUCAUCAGUGUCCCCCGAAACCUCAAAACAGCCCCAGAGAUCGCCUGCAAGUUCAGCUGCUGCAGGUAUGCUUCCUUAUGUGGGUCUGUUUCUGGCCAUUAUGAUCAUCCUCUUCUCGGCAGCUUUGCUGAUUUUCUGCAAGAACAAGAGGGCCAGUAAAGACAAAGGACCUUUGGAAAAUGAAAAUGGUGACAUCACACAGGUGAACCAGCUCUAUGAAGAGAUCAGAGAAAUGGACACUUUGCCUCCCCUGGGUGUGUCCUCAGCUUACACGUACCCCAAAUACUCCCAAUCACAUGGAUUUGAAAACAUAGACUUCCACAGCCUCAGCACCCCUCCUCAGAACACAGCUGAAGACAACUCAAGUACUCUUCAUUACUCUGAAAUUGAUUUUUCCCACAUUCCUGCCACCAACAGCGCUCCAUCUCGUAAUGCAACUGAUGCUAUUUACUCCACACCUGUGGUAUAUACCAGCCCUUCCAGCCACACCAAAGAUUCUUCAUCUCCUCUGUACUCAGCAGUUUAAAAACGGUAUUAAUGCUGCCGAUGGCACCUUCCCUCUCACAAAGAUCAACAGGUGUUCGUAAUUCAUAGAAAAUGAGGUUCUUUUCUGCUUAUUUAAGUGAACUGAAUGUUCAAACUAUUAGCCUCGGAUUAAUUUAUUUAAUUACUUAGUAAUAUCUACUUUAACUUAACAGAUAAUUGCAUGCAUACUUCUUGGAAACUGGAGUAUUUUCCAUUAACAAAUACAGGAAAACCCAACUGACAUGGAACAUCCAUUGCUGUGUGAGAGCAUGCAGUGGUCUCAGCUCAGUCAGCAGGUUGUUCUUGGAGAAACAUCCAUAAAUGGAGUUAGCAAAACAGCUUCUUUCACAUAUAGAAAUUUACCUCAAGUGAUGUCUUUCUUGCCCAAACCCAACAAAACUGAGACUGAAAAGUGAAUAAUGGCAUGAAAAGCUGCAGAAAACUCAAAAACAUUGUGUCAGAAAACCCUAAAGACAAGUUCACUAGAGACAGUUUCUGUAUACUUUCUGUUGGCAAUGUAAACAAGCAAAAAAAACCAAAAAAAAAAAUGGGUGAAUUGAUUUAAAAUAUUCUUUUAAUAAAGCUUUUGGGACUGUGCUCUUCUUGCCUCAUUAUCCAGUGUUUUCGAUCAUACUUGGCUCCCAUAAUCUCUAUAAUACAUGGCGCAGUCUUAUUGUUCAGGCCUGAAAGUGAAGCUGAUUUGGAAGGUUCAACAAAUCCAGCAAAUCCAACCACAUGUUAGACUUUAAUGUGAAGAUGCCUAAAUCCACAGAUGAAACAAAAUGCAACCCACCAUAAAAAAACAAAUAAAUGAGCAAAACACCAAAUUGAAUUAUAGGCCCCCAGCUUUGCUCACAAACCUGCUUGUUUGUGUAAUUUUGUACUGACACAGACACUGAAAGUACUGUGUUAAUUGUUUUUAUAAUCUUAACAAUAUCACAGUUCUGUGGGUUAUUGGAUUUGCACAAGGAUCUUUGUGUUCUUAUUUUAGUUUGCUUCACUGUGCUCAACCUGAUUUUUAAAUCUUAAUUAAA